Molecule: messenger RNA, 2067 nt
Organism: Tribolium castaneum (red flour beetle)
Lineage: Eukaryota; Metazoa; Arthropoda; Insecta; Coleoptera; Tenebrionidae
Exons: 9
Coding region: 163-1767 (534 amino acids)
Biological process (GO): synaptic transmission, cholinergic; positive regulation of neuromuscular synaptic transmission
Cellular component (GO): plasma membrane; neuromuscular junction
Molecular function (GO): protein-membrane adaptor activity; acetylcholine receptor binding
Source: RefSeq, a predicted model, not a curated record
AUCUGGUUGUGCUUCAGUCGGGGAUGCUGGAUGGUGGUCGAAGGGGUGUGUUUUGACGUCGUGUACAUAUUGAGAAAAAAACUCGAUUUUUACGUUUUUUUCGUUCACAAAAUCGGCCUAUUUUUGCAAAAUGCGCUUAAACAAAUUUAGUGGUUGAACAGGAUGUCGUGGGAAUCGCUCAACUCGCACGACUUCACCAGGUAUGGCGGGGUUAGUCACCAGCUUUCAGCCACACGUCUUCUAUCAUCUCCCGACGGCUCUCGGCACCCCCUCGACGGCCUCGAGCAGAUCUGGCCUUGGAACGACUCAUACUCGAGCCUUCACCGUGACACCUACACGGAGGUUCGCACCCCAAGACCCCCAAUUUUCACCUGGGGCUGUUUUCGAGCCUGUCGGGCACGAAUCUACCAAAGCAUCGCCAAAAGAAAGGUCGAUCAAGGAGUAAAGCUUUAUAACCAGCACAAGCAGCAACAAGCCGUCAGAAAGUGGAAGUCGGCUCUGAAAGCUAUCAGAAAGCGGGAGGACAAAUUUGUGCUUUUAGGGUAUUUGUGUCAGGCGUAUAUGGACUGGGGGAAGUACAGGGAUGCGUUAGAGUACGCACACCGCCAACUUUUCAUAAGUGAGGAGCUGGACAAUCCAAAUAUGAGGGCAGAGUCCUACUUGAGUUUAGCAAAGGCCCACCAAAGACUAGGUGGCCUUGAAAAGGCCUUGGCAUACGCCCGGCACUCCCUGUACAACGAAUGCGAGCAAUGCACGACCGCCGGCCAUGUCCACCUCACCGUCGGCUCCGUCUACUUGGAGCUGGCCGGCUUCAACAAGGCCCUUGAUAGCUUCCAGCACGCCCAUCGCAUCGCCCAGGCCGUCCACGACCCAGCACUCGAAUUGCAAGUCUACGUUGGGCUUUCUGAGCUUUUCAGCCGUUUGCAAGACGCCGAUAAGUCGGCAAAAUACGCUUCAAAAGCCUACGAUCUCUCGCGAUCUCUCCAACUGGGAGAUUUGAAUUCGCGACAUCAUCGAGCUGCGCUUCUGCAGAUGGCGUCGGCGUUGCGGAAGCAAGGCGAGUUGGGAGAUGCACACGAUUAUUGUUCGGAGGCGACGAGGUUGGCGCUGAUGUCCGGGGACCAAGCGACUUAUGCAAGGAGUAUACGAAUCAUGGGGGAUAUCUACAGGAAGAGGACUGAUAUUAAUAAAGCUUUCAGACAGUACGAGACAGCGAUGGGUUCGGCGGCGGCGAUGGGCGACCGCGUCAUCCAGAUGGAGUCAAUGGAUGGGGCGGCAAGAUGCUUGGAAGCACUAAGACUCCAGCACAAAAUUUGCAACUGCCGACCAUUAGAAUUCAAUACAAGACUGUUAGAAGUAGCUAGUUCCGUCGGUGCUAAAUUGUUGGUGCGCACGGUGCGCCUGCGUCUCUCGCGCAUCUAUCACGCCCUAGGAGACGAAGACCACCGUCUCCACCACGAAAGGGUCGCCUUCCGUCUCCAGCAGGACCUGGACCUCAUGUGCGGCGGCUGCGGCUCUCCUUACGGCCUUGAAAGCGACUCACUUGAAGCUCUUCCCUGUGCUCAUAUCUUACACGCGAGAUGUGCCUACGAUUUGUUCCGAAGGAGUAGUAAAAAGAAGAAACGGUCGUGUCCUGAAUGCGAUCGGACUAGUUCUAGGUUAUAUUUGAAUUGUACAGAGUACAACACUUCGUACAGUCCGGUGCCGUUGUCUGUCUGUUCUUCCGACAGUCACUGUACGUCGCAUCAAGCCACCAGUUCGGUUUAAACAGUACCAAUGAUUUUGCUCACUUAUCAUUUCUGACCACACGGUACAAUCGCUACGUGAACAAUCACUACUCAUCACUAGAAGUAGACCAAAAUCUGGUAGAGGUAGAUUAAGUAGGUGUUGAAAAUUUCUUGGGCACUUUCUUCCACGCACUAUUCAAAAAUUUAGACGGUCGAUCCUUUCUAGUCCGGAAUCAAGUCACGAUAUUUCAUGUAAAUACAAUAUGUAAGGCAAUUUUUAUUGUAAAUAAUACUGAUUACUGUACAGAAAGUUUAAGCGAAUUAAAAGGAUUAUGAGGUU